Chlamydomonas reinhardtii is the source of this 6382-nucleotide messenger RNA. RefSeq lists its product as uncharacterized. Bases 230 to 4354 code for a protein of 1374 amino acids. The transcript has 21 exons. Gene Ontology annotation, biological process: protein phosphorylation. NCBI's taxonomy places the organism in Eukaryota, Viridiplantae, Chlorophyta, Chlorophyceae, Chlamydomonadales, Chlamydomonadaceae. Gene Ontology annotation, molecular function: ATP binding; protein kinase activity. The record is from RefSeq and is a predicted model, not a curated record.
GCGUUGCGUAUUCCCGUGCGGUGAACACGCCUGGCAGACCAAAUAUUGAUACUGCUUUCGAUACUGGCUAGAGACACCUAGCUGGCUUUUACUUAAACGCUCACACUCACAGAAGUCGGUCGGUCAAUCAGUUCUUGGUGCUUUGAGUUGGCCGCGCGGCACCAGAUGAUGAAUUAAAUCGCUAAUAUGGAUAUGGGCUGGCCGGGGCUAUAGUGAAGCCAGGAGGGGUAUGGCCCCCCGCUCGGCCUUGAACCUCCUUCUUCUUUUCCUCGUCAUCUUUGGUGGAUCAGCAACUGGAGAUGUAGGCCUGAAAGAUGUUCCUGUGGCUUCGGGGCUCGACUUCGUGCGUGGGCUUGCGGAUGACAAUGUGGGCACACUUUCGUUCACCGCGGACGUCCACUUGCGCGAGGAGGACUGGGCGGGGAUCAAGAUCCCGAUUAUCAUCGGCAGGAAUGUGACCAUGAGGGGUCAGCCGGACUUGUGGCGUGUGCUGGACAUGGGGUGGCUUGCAAACAAGGUCCAGAACCGCAACGGCACGACGGUGCUGGUGCAGUACAUCAUUUUGUUCCAGUUCAACAAGGCCAGCACGCAAGCGCCCGGUGUGGACCUGUACGCACCGCUGCCGGCCGGUGACUGGUCAAUCCUGGCGCUGGAGACGGGCGGCAUGAUCACCGAUUACUGCCUGCCGGCGUCGCUGGCCAGCGCCAUCUCGUCCGCGUACCAGCGGCCGCCGUUCCUCCCGGGCGUGAACCAGUUCGAGGCCACAGUGCCGCAGCCCGCCGGACCGAACUGCACCAACGACACCAACGCCCACCCGCUGAAGCGCUGCUGGGCUCAUGUGGGUCGACACAUCGACUUCAGUGGCGCCGCAGCAUACGUGGACUCCGUGGGCAAGUCCGUACCCAACGGAUACUUCUCGCACCUGGUGAACGUGCUGGUCAUGUGUGUGCACACGAUCUCGGAGGACUGCGUGGCGCAGUACGGCCCGCUGGUGUGCAUGGCGAUCACACUAGCGGACGCGGAGGGCCGCAACCCGUCGCCGCCGCCCCCGGUGGCCGCCGCCAGUUCGCCGCCGCCCCUGGCGAUCGGCGACUCGGGCGCGGGGGGCGUGCCAGCCUCAGUGGGGGGCAAGCCGCUGAGCGGGUCGUCGUCGUCGUCGGGAGGCACGAGCGCCGUGGCCGCGGCGGUGGGCGGAGCAGUUGGCGGCGCGAUCCUCCUGGGCUUAGUAGCGGUUGCGCUUUUUGUGGUGCGACGACGAAAGCGUGAGGCGGCGGCAGCGGAAGCCGACGGUGGCGACUGGAAGGAGAAGCCGGGAGAGCUUGGCGACAUGGAGGCGGGGGGCGGAUGCCUGCCGUGCGCCGGCAAGCGCAGCGGGCCGCGGCCGGGCUCUGCUGAUGUGUUUGGCAGCGAGCGGGACUCGUCUGGCUCUGUCCACGGCGUGACGUCAAUCAUGCCUGCCGGCGUAAACUCCAUGCGGAAAUCGGAGGUGGGCACCUCCAGGAAGCACGGCGGCUGCGGCGCGACGGACGGCGGCGGCUCUCACCGUGACUCCAAGGGGGAUAGCGGCGUCAGCUCGCGUCAGGCGGGUGGGGGCUUGGGCUGCAACGGCGCCGAUGACGCGGUCUUUACUGUAGGCACGAAGGCGUGUGAGCAGGACACGGCCGGCAACGGCGAUGGCGAGGACAGUGGGCCCACACCCACCGCAUCGCUCACAGGUGGCUCGGCUGGUGUGUCUGGCCGCGCGCUGCAGCGGCAGGUGACCGCCAACUCGGCGGCGGCGCACACGGCCCCACCGCCCAGCGGCUGCCAACAGCAGCACCCACAGCAGCACCAGCGGCAGUCCUCCCGCGGCGAAGACGGGAGCAGCACACCGGGCCUCGGCACGGCAAACGGCAGCACGCAGCUGCAGGCGGCCUUGUCGACGGGCGAGGCGGGCAGCGGCGUCAGCGGCAACCUCGGCGGCCCGAACGGCGGCAGCCCGCACAGCAGCGGCACGGUGCCCACGUCGCUGGGCGAUGGCGGCCCGCACUCCCGCAUGUCACACGCGUCCACGUCUACGGACAUGUCGGACGUCAUGGUCACGCGUUGCACGCCGCGCCGACCAGACGUGCAGGUGGGCCCGGAGGCUGCUGACAAGGUCGUGCUGCUGCCGGUGAUUCGCGGGAAAGGCAGCUUCGGCAAGGUGUAUGAGGGCAUGUACCAGGGAAGCAAGGUGGCGGUCAAAGUGCUGUCGGGGCUGCCAGAAGGCGACCAGGCGGAGACGGCGGCGGCGCGGGCGCAGGCGGCGGCGGGCGGCGCCGCCGGCCCGGCGGGGCCGUCCGCGGAGCGGCUGUUGUUCGCGCUGGGGCAAGAGGUGGAGGUGCUGGGCCGAUGUCGGCACCCCAACGUGGUCCGGCUGUUGGCGGCAUGUCUGCAGCCGCCGCGUUACUGCCUGGUGAUGGAGCUGAUGGACACGUCGCUGGAGUACAUGGUCAACCGCGCGCCGGGCCGCCUGCUGCCGCUGCACACGGUGCUGCAAAUCUCGCUGGACAUAUCGCGCGCGCUGGAGUACCUCCAUCCCACCGUGGUGCACCGCGAUCUGAAACCCGGCAACGUGCUGAUCAACGGCGCCAACAGCGGCCGACCCGUCGCCAAGUUGACGGACUUUGGGCUGUCGCGGUUGCGCCACACCGUCCGGUCCACCGCACACCCGUUGGCAGGCACGCCGGCAUACAUCGCGCCCGAGUGCUACGACGUGAACAACCGCACGGUGACGCACCAGGCCGACAUGUACUCAUUCGGCGUGCUCCUCUACACGCUGCUGGCGGGGCAGGAGCCGUGGAGGAACCAUUCCGUCCCGGCCAUCGCCUACAAGGUGGCGGCGCUGCGGGAGCGGCCGCCGCUAGACCAGCUCGGUGACCUGCGGUGUCCGCAGCCGCUGCGCGCGCUCAUACGGCAGUGCUUCGAGCACGACCCCCGGCGGCGGCCCGCGGCGGCGGAGGCGGCCAAGGAGCUGGCGGUGCUGGAGGCGCAGGCCACGGCCCGGCAUCUGGCCAGCCUAACCACUGGCGCCCCCAACUCCGCGGCGGCCGGCUCGGGUGCAAGCGCUGGGGGCGCGCUGGACGCACACAGCGCCGCAGCAGCCGGGGGUCUCGCGGGCGUCGGUGUGGGCGUGCCGCCGUCAGGGUUCCUUGGGCCCAUGCAGGUGGUGGCGGACGCGGCGUCGCUGCACAGCAACGGCCCGCACGAGGACACAGCAGCAGCUGCAGGCGCGUCGGCGGGUGCAGCCGCAGCCUCAGCCGCAGCCGCAGGUGCUGGCCUGGACGGCGCGCCUGACCGCGACGGCGCGGGCGCGCUCGGGGCUGCCUUGGUCGUGGAGGAGCACCUGCCGCUGCCGCCCAGCGUGGAUGCCAGCGUGGCGGCGGCGCUCGCGGCCUUUGUGGGAAGCGGCUUCGGCCCGGCGGCGGGCAUGGCGGGCAUUGCGCCGGACGUGCGGGCUGCGGGCCGGGCAGUAACGCUGGAGGACAGCACCCUCAGCAGUGUGGAGCUCAUGCACGCCAAGUGGGGAGACCCCAUGUGCCCCUCCGGCGGCCCCACCACCCGCAACACCACCGCCUCCGGCGCCGCCGCCGGCCACGGCGCCGCCGGCAGCGCGCUGGCCUCCCAGGCCUCCACCGCAGCCAACGCCGCGGUCUGGGCCACAUCAACCUCCUCCAACGGAAACGCUGCCGGCAGCUUCCGCGACGGCCUGGCUUUUGGCCCGAGCCUGGGGCUGGGGCCUGACUUGUGGAUGGGGAUGGGGCUGGGGCUGGGGCCGGAGGGCCCAGUGGACGACGGCGUCAGCCAGGGGUUGCUGGGGGCUACGGAGGAGAGCGAUAUGUCGCAGUCGGACCCAAUGGGUCAGCUGGGUGUGGUGGUGCUGGGGGCGCCGCCGGUGCGCGGCGUGCAUGGCAGGCGGGCAGGCGGUGGCGGCGGCGGCGGCAGCGGCAGCGGCGGCGCCAGUCCCAAUGCAUUGGCAGCGGGGCUGGUGUCCUUCCCCGUGCUGCCUGUGGGCGUGGGCGUGCUACCUGGCAGCGCGGCCGUUGGGGGCGGCAGCGGCGUGGGCGGCAGCGGAGGCGGAGGAGGCAGCGGGGGUGCGGGUGGGUGGGUGAGUAGCGGCGGCGGGGGCGGCGGGAGGCCACGCGGACCCGCCCGCAGCAGCAGCAGCACAUCGUUGGAGCUACGGAAAGCGGCCGUGGUGGCGGCGGCCGUGGCAGCGGUGGCGGGCGAUGGUGGUGGUGGUGGCGGCCGGUCGAUCGGCGGGCCAUCCAUGGGCACCGGCGGCGGCAGCUUGGAGCCUGUGUCUGAGGUGGAUUCAGAGUACAUGUCCUUGUAACGAACAGUCGGAGGCGCAGGCAAGGUGAGGCCGGGCGCCGGCAGGGCCCCAGCUACCGGUAGUCAUGCCGCGGUCGCUACCCAGGGCUGCUUUUAGCUACACAGGUAGCUUUCUCCUAUGUGCCGAACUGUGCUAGGUAGCAUUCUUAUAAGGUUAUGCCUUGCACAAUGCCAACUUGCGUGCCGGACGAACGAAGCAUGUAUGGACGGAUGUCUUCUUGUGUGUAUUACGCGAGGGAUUCUGAUAUGCCUGCACCUCACGCCUAUGACAUGGGGGGGCACAUUAGGGGCAUGCCGCUGGUUGGCGGUUGCACGCAACCGCAACGCGUACCCAUCGGUACAUGCAGCCCAGUUAUUAAUACUUGCUGGAAAACUUGUCGCAGCAUAGAAGGUGGGUAGGUCAAGGUCCGCCAUAGCCGCGUGGGGCAGGCUGGUGGCAGGGAUGCCUGAACAGCACUCGGUUUAGGUCAGAGUUCGUUGCAGAACUAUUGCUGCUGGCCAAGUGUGUUUUUGAAGUUUGUGUUCGUACCGUCCACAUGAUCCGUGAUUGUCCGACGAGUCACAUGCGAACGGUGUCUGAAGCCCUGGGGGCGCUUUGGGUUUGAGGAUGUUUUUGAAGCAUGAGACGUAGCAUACUGGCGCAAACAGGUUGACGGUUGGGACAGCUCAUGUGCGCUCUCUUCUUCCUCCCCGUUCCCCAUCCCCAGAACCGCGACGUCUCCGCCGCCAACGUGAUCCGUGUGCUCCUCCUGCUGAAGCUGAUGGGCUUCGAGCGGCCGACCAAGCUGCAGCGGCCGCCAUGGCCGCCGGCGGCGGCGGGGCCGGGCUGAGAGCCUGAACGGCGCUAGCAGGGCGUGGGGUUGAGGGUGCACGUGUCGAUUGGCGGCGAGUGACGUGACUAGUUUGUUAGCUGCGGGUUAGCACGGACUGUGCACCCCACCCAACCGGCCAUGUCCGGAUUUGCGGGGAUGCCAAAGGCCCCCAACACAGAGGCGUGUGCUUAGUAGGCGCCCGCGUCAAGGUGGCCCCGGGAUCAGCCCUUUUCCUGCCAUAAGGCAGCCACCUCCUUGUUGAAGCAUGAUUCCAACGCUAGAUGGGGCAUUGUGACAGGGCUUACAUUCUGCUAGCCUUGGUAGUGUCUGGGCACGACUUGCAUCGCAACGUGGAUUCUAAGCAUGCAGAAGCGUAGAGCUGACACGGCCCGAGGCGUUGCCGUGAUCGGAGUAAAAGAGACACUGAGCGCUUCGUGUUUCGCACGCCUAUCUAAUGCGGCCAUCUGGCGCGGGGCCGCAAUGGCAGGGACUGAAUCCGCGUGUGCACGUGUGCUUCUCGAGCAAGCGGGUGUGUUACCGUACGCGCACUGCCAGGAACCGCUCAACGCCGCGCAAAGUCUGCAUGUUCCCCAAGCGGGAAUGAUUGAGUACUUUGCAACAACAAAGCCUUUGUGGCGCAUUGAGGGGUGGCAACAACAUUUGGAGGACGACAUGCAUGUCAAAGUGAGGUUGGCGUACACUCCCCUGUAGCGUACCGUUACGCCGGUUUGGGGUUUGGGGCGUGUACUGCAUAGCUAGCAUACAUUGCGAAUUGACAGCGCCACAGGCAAUAUCCACGGGCUCGAAUUGGAUGCAAUUGAGGUGCUGAGCCGUUGCCGCGUGCCGGCGUGCCUUGCGGGUGCUUGUAGUGAGUCGCUGCUGCAUUGCGUUGUGGGUGCAUGUGUUUGCACACUUGCGGCCGGUUGUUGUCAUGCUUUUGCGGUUGAGGACUCCUGCCAGAGGUAGAGCGGCCGCGAAAUCGCGGAUGGCCUGGUCAUGGUGCCGUACGACAGCCGUGGACUGAGCACAUUCAAGGUGUGAUCUGGGGGUCAACUGGUCAGCGCUCGUAUCUUACGAAGGCAGGGGCGGCGUCAGUGGCCGAAUUCCUUCAAAUGGCUUCGUUUAGUUGACGAAACAGGCUGCCGCCGCUUCGUUCACCCCCAAAAUUUUUCCCGGGGACUCCGCCCCCGACCCGCACGAUGUCGACACCGACACGA